CCAACMWUAACUUCAAAACCCAAUCAAAACGCCAUUGUCAUUGAAAACUCAGACUUGAGCUUUACUUGCAYAGCGGUGGGCCCUCCAACACCAAAUGUUACUUGGGUACACGUUAUAAGAGGGGUUACUCUUAGCAAAGGUCUAGGGACUGCAGAACUACGAUUACCGAACAUUAACAGGAUGCAAAGUGGAUCGUACGAAUGUCAGGCAAUCAACAACCCUAACGAAGRACCUGUUGUUUCUAAAACUAUGGUUACAGUCUAUUACAAACCGACGGUUGAAAAUGCAUCUUCUACGGUUARCAUCAGCUCAUGGACUGGCAACACAAUAUCCCUGAGGUGUAAAUGGUCUAGCUCACUUCCAGGUCCAACCUGGACAUGGUAUAAACCAAAUGGUGACCGCAUCACAAAUAUCAGUAGUAUUGGUAGKGGUAGUGAGGUCACAGUGGUGACUGGCCAUGGCAGCGAUGAUUACGGAACGUACACUUGUAAAGCAACAAAUGUUGCUGGUAGUGAUCAGCAUAACAUAUCARUCACUCGUAUCUUUCCACCUGGUCCACCACAAGUCAUUGAAGUUGUAGGUAUUCAAUCAUCAUCAGUAAUGAUUAUCUGGACAAGACCAGUGGACAAUGGAGGAAGUCCU
This is a messenger RNA of Exaiptasia diaphana, 642 nucleotides long. Its product is annotated as opioid-binding protein/cell adhesion molecule homolog. Gene Ontology annotation, molecular function: cell adhesion molecule binding. The transcript is spliced from 3 exons. The record is from RefSeq and is a predicted model, not a curated record. Gene Ontology annotation, biological process: cell-cell adhesion. Lineage: Eukaryota; Metazoa; Cnidaria; Anthozoa; Actiniaria; Aiptasiidae. Gene Ontology annotation, cellular component: cell-cell junction. The annotation marks the transcript as partial.